UAUAUCAUAGAAGAUGGUCUGUGAGUACUGUUUCUUCUUCGACCUUAGUCGAACAUGGGCUCGAGUUUCAUUUUCAACAACAGGGUUGCUGCUGAUCCUGCUGCUGUCUUCGUUUGUCAUCAGUGGGUUUGCACAAGAAUCUACUGCUCUUGUUCCGGCAAUCAUAACCUUUGGGGACUCUUCAGUCGAUGUUGGAAACAAUGAUUAUCUGUCCACCUUCUUCAAGGCUGAUUUCCCACCUUAUGGAAGAGAUUUCAUCAACCAUAAACCUACUGGAAGGUUCUGUAAUGGAAAACUAGCCACUGAUAUUACUGCUGAAACCCUGGGCUUCACAACUUACGCACCAGCUUAUCUCAGCCCUCAAGCAUCAGGGAAGAACCUUCUAAUUGGAGCCAACUUUGCUUCUGCUGGAUCUGGUUACUAUGACAAAACAGCCAUGUUAAGUCAAACGAUUUCAUUAUCACAGCAGUUGGAGUAUUAUAAGGAAUAUCAGGGAAAGCUUGCAAAGGUAGCAGGGAGUAAGAAAGCAGCAUCCAUUAUAACAGAUGCACUCUACCUAGUGGGUGCUGGUAAUAGUGAUUUUGUACAGAACUAUUAUGUUAAUCCUCUGCUCAACAAAGUCUAUACUCCUGACCAGUUCUCUUCCUUUCUUGUUGGAAUCUUCUCAAGCUUCAUUAAGGAGUUGUAUGGGUUAGGGGCAAGAAGAGUUGGGGUAACAUCGCUGCCUCCAUUGGGUUGCCUGCCAGCAGCAAUCACUUUGUUUGGAAUGGGGAAAAAUGGGUGUGUGUCAAGGAUCAACACAGAUGCACAAGGGUUCAACAAGAAGAUUAAUGCAGCUGCUUCAACCCUCCAGAAGCAACUCCCUGGCCUUAAGAUCGCUAUUUUGGAUAUCUACACGCCUUUCUUGGAUGCCAUCAAAUCUCCUUCUAAAUACGGGUUUUCUGAGACGAAUAGGGGUUGCUGUGGGACUGGGACCGUGGAAACAACAGUAUUCUUGUGCAAUCCCAAGUCACCAGGGACAUGUAGCAAUGCGACCCAAUACAUAUUCUGGGACAGCGUUCACCCAUCUCAAGCAGCAAAUCAGGUUAUUGCUGAUGCAGUCAUCAUCCAAGGCAUCUCCCUCAUCGGAUGAUCACUUACUUUAUUAUUAUGGAAAACAUUACUACUCAAAUACCAUGGUUUAAUGGUUUUUAUAUUGGUAUCUCUCUCUCUCUCUCUCUCUCUCUCUCUCUCUCUCUCUCUCUGAAAUGACUUUGAAACAUCUGUGUACUGAUAAUAGAUUACAUGGGUUUUCAUCUA
This is a messenger RNA of Telopea speciosissima, 1299 nucleotides long. Its product is annotated as GDSL esterase/lipase APG. Gene Ontology annotation, molecular function: hydrolase activity, acting on ester bonds. The record is from RefSeq and is a predicted model, not a curated record. Lineage: Eukaryota; Viridiplantae; Streptophyta; Magnoliopsida; Proteales; Proteaceae. The transcript is spliced from 6 exons. Bases 14 to 1132 code for a protein of 372 amino acids. Gene Ontology annotation, cellular component: apoplast.